Molecule: messenger RNA, 868 nt
Organism: Schizosaccharomyces cryophilus OY26
Lineage: Eukaryota; Fungi; Ascomycota; Schizosaccharomycetes; Schizosaccharomycetales; Schizosaccharomycetaceae
Product: xylose and arabinose reductase
Exons: 1
Coding region: 20-844 (274 amino acids)
Molecular function (GO): oxidoreductase activity
Source: RefSeq, a predicted model, not a curated record
GCGAGAUCCAGCGCUCGCUAUGAACUUGAGCAAAGAUACAUUAUACUGCCGUAGCCAGCUUGGUUUCGGAGUUUACCAACUAAAAGAGUGUUAUGAACAAGUAUAUACAGCAUUGCUAUCUGGUAUACGAUUAAUUGACAGUGCAAUAAGUUAUCGCAACGAACGAGAAUGUGAACGUGCAAUUCAAGACUUUUGUACGAACCACCCGUAUGUGAAACGAGAUGAAAUUACUUUAGUUACAAAAAUACCAGAUUCCUUGCAAGGAUUUGACAGAACUUGGAAGGCGGUUUUUCAGUCUUUGCGACGUGUGGACCGGCCUUCUUUGGAUAUGGUAUUAAUUCAUUCGCCCAAAUGGCCUGAGCGGCGAACAGAAUCGUGGCGUGCACUCGUUAAAUUAAAGGAGGAAGGAUUCAUUCAAGAAAUAGGUGUCUCCAACUAUAACAUUCAUCAUUUAGAAGAGAUUGCUGCUUCUAAACUUCCACUGCCAGCGGUUAAUCAAAUCGAAUUAUCCACUUUUAAUAGCAGGCAAGAAAUACAAAAAUAUUGUUCGGCUCAUGGAAUCGCUCUCAUGGCAUUUUCUCCUCUUACUACAGGACAACGCCUUGACGAUAAUCGUCUCUUAGACCUAGCAGCCAAAUAUAAGAGGACACCAUCACAGAUCCUCCUGCGCUACUGCUUGGAACGAAAUAUAUCCCCAAUCUUUAAAAGUGAGAAGCUGGAUCAUAUUGUUGAAAACGCUAAUUGUAAAGACUUCCAAAUGAACUCUAAAGACUUAGCAUGGAUGGCUACCUGGGAUGAGGGAUUCAUAAGUAAGCCCUCGUGGAAUCCUAUUAUUCUUCCAUGAUUUAAUAAAAAUUUUAUUCAAGUA